Molecule: messenger RNA, 576 nt
Organism: Xiphias gladius (swordfish)
Lineage: Eukaryota; Metazoa; Chordata; Actinopteri; Istiophoriformes; Xiphiidae
Gene: tnni1c
Product: troponin I, skeletal, slow c
Exons: 5
Coding region: 1-576 (191 amino acids)
Biological process (GO): muscle contraction
Cellular component (GO): troponin complex
Source: RefSeq, a predicted model, not a curated record
AUGUGUGAUAUUUUGUGUUGUUUACAGCCCAAAUGCAAGAUUUCAGCCUCCCGCAAGCUGUCACUGAAGAUCCUCCUGCUGACUCGUGCGAUGGAAGAGCUGGAGGCAGAGAAAGCUGAGAGAGAAGAAGAGAAGGUUCGCUACCUGGGAGAGAAGCUUCCUCCGCUGCAGUUCACGGGUUUACACAUGGAUGACCUGCAGAAACUCUGUAAUGAGCUUCAUGCAAAGACUGAUGUGGUGGAUGAGGAGUGGUACGACUGUGAAGCCAAAGUCAUCAAGAACAACAGAGAUAUCAAUGAGUUGAAGCUAAAGGUGCAGGACCUCGGAGGAAAGUUCAAGAAACCAGCUCUAAGGAAGGUGAGAGUGUCAGCAGAUGAGAUGAUGAGAGCUCUGUUCGGAUCAAAAAAUAAGGGCUCCAUGGACCUGAGGGCAAACCUCAAAUCUGUAAAGAAAGAGGACAUCAAACAAGAGAAGGAGCUGACCAUGGAGGUGGGUGACUGGCGUAAGAACGUGGAGGCCAUGUCUGGUAUGGAGGGCAGGAAGAAGAUGUUUGAUGCUGCUGGUGGUGUCCAAUAG